Exaiptasia diaphana is the source of this 3965-nucleotide messenger RNA. Its product is annotated as fibrillin-2-like. The record is from RefSeq and is a predicted model, not a curated record. Lineage: Eukaryota; Metazoa; Cnidaria; Anthozoa; Actiniaria; Aiptasiidae. Gene Ontology annotation, molecular function: calcium ion binding. Bases 94 to 3588 code for a protein of 1164 amino acids. The transcript has 28 exons.
UUGCUCAUCCAAGUACGGACGUCAAAGUGAGUCUGUGGCGCGACUGUCAAAACGUGAAUCAGCGCGAACGAAAAAGCUUGGAAAACUGGCAACAUGAAUCUAGCAUUCCGUGURAACCUUUUCAUAUCAAUAGCCGUCACGACAGUGGUCGCUCUUCCGCCAAAUAGCUUCAAACUCUACAGCUCUGCUUCGUCAUCGCAAGAACUAGCGCCAAAUGUCCAGUGUGGUGGAACUUUGAGGUCCUCAAGCGGAGAAAUCACAUCUCCGAACUAUCCACGAAGUUAUCCCGACGAAGCAGACUGUAGAUGGAAGAUCAUCGGAGAAAAGGGAUCCCGAAUCACUAUUACAUUCACGGAUUUUGGGAUCGAAACAAGCCACAAUUGUGAAUACGAUUCCUUGGAAAUCUARGAUGGAUCUAGGAAAGUCGACAAUAAACGUAUCGCAAAGCUUUGUGGGACGACAACGUUGCAGGUCGUAGUMUCACGRGAGUCGUCAGUGUUAAUCAGGUUUCAUUCUGACUUCUCGGUGAACUUUAAAGGCUUCCGAUUACGGUACAGUCAAUCUGGCUGCAGUCAUCGGUUUACAGGUCUAAGAGGAACUAUAACAUCACCCAACCACCCUAACGCCUACCCCCUGUCAGUCAACUGUACCUACGAGAUAGAAGUACCAAGGCAACAUACCAUAGCUCUUUCCUUCAGUAAAUUUGAACUAGAGAUUGAGGAAGAAAAUUCAAACGCCUUUGUAAUGUAUGGAUGUAAGCCUGGUGAAGCUGUUCCCUGUAGCGUUGACUCAAGCGUGUGUGUUUAUGACUACGURGAAGUAUUUGAUGGGCCAAGAGUGGACUCACCGAGCCUCGGCCGGUUCUGUGGCAAGAAAAUACCUACACCCUUGAGAUCAAGUUCCAACACAAUGACKAUGAAAUUUGUUGCUGAUCAGUCGAUAAGUCACGAUGGAUUCAAUGCUCAAUUCAGAGCUGUAUCAAAAGGAGAGGGAUCGUCUAUCAUCCCAACAAAAAAGUUUCAACUAUGGAUGACUUCGCCAAACGAACACUUAAUCUUCGCAAAGAAACUCAAGGAGCUUCGUUCGCAAAGUCUGCGACACGCUUGGGAAAAAAGACUCAAAAACAAGGAUAWUUCUUUGAAUAAGCUUCGAAAAGAUCGAAAACCUGCAAAMCAAAGAAAGAAUUCUAAGAAGAUUGUUGUUCCKAGUCCAUGCGAUCUCAACAAUGGCGGCUGUUCUCACGAAUGCACUAAUCAUCUUAACAGAAGAGUUUGCACAUGUCUUCCUGGUUAUAUGCUGGAGUUUGAUGAAGAAACAUGCACAGAUAUCGAUGAAUGUAUGGUCAAUAAUGGUGGCUGUCUAGGACAAUGCAUCAACACCCCUGGAAGCUUCCAAUGUGGAUGUGGAGACGGGUAUACUGUCUCAAAAGACAACAGYACAUGUGUCAAUAUAAAUGAAUGUGCAACCAAACAGCACAAGUGCGAACAGUUAUGUCGUGAUACUGACGGGAGUUACUAUUGUGAAUGCCACAAGGGCUAUCAAGUUGGCAAGGAUGGAUUCUCGUGUGAAGAUCAAAACGAGUGUAGUUUACCUAAGAGCUAUCAUCAUUGUAGCCAUAUUUGUGUCAAUACGCCUGGGAGCUACUARUGUAAAUGUAGGGAUGGUUUUUUACUGAGUGCGAACGGUCGGAUUUGCAGAGAUCAAGACGAGUGUAUGAUGGGAGGCGUAAAAUGCAAUCAAAUGUGUAUUAAUACUCCAGGCAGUUACUACUGCUCGUGUUUUGAGGGCUUUAGAAUGAACAAGUUGAUUCCUAAUCAGUGUGAUGACAUCAAUGAGUGUCUUGAAGGACUGUCUGAUUGUCACAGAUGUUUCAACUUACAGGGAGGGCAUUACUGUGAAUGUGAUGAUGGUUAUGUUGCUAUCAAUAACCGAACCAAAUGUAAAGAUAUCGAUGAGUGCAUGGCAAACAAUGGUGGCUGUUCUCAGUUAUGCGUCAACACGGCUGGCGGAUAUCACUGUAAAUGUGAAGCAGGAUAUAAUGCUACCGACUCCGAAUCUCGUACAUGCGUCGACAUUAACGAGUGCGCACCUCAUGAUGGGAAGGGCGACUGUGAUCACAUGUGUACAAAUACUGCAGGCUCAUUCGAGUGCUCUUGUCAUGCAGGUUAUGCAUUAUCGAUWGACGGUUUGACAUGUCAGGARAUCAAUGAAUGCGCGGUAAACAAUGGAGGCUGUAAACAAAAAUGCAUGAAUAUUCCAGGAAACUACUCUUGRGCAUGUCAUGAUGGGUACUUGAACAGAGGCAGGAACGGCAGCGACUACAUCUGCGAAGACAUUGAUGAAUGCGCCCUUGGUUUACAUUCAUGUGCUAGUGGUUCAACGUGUGUCAAUACGCUAGGAAACUACACUUGUACUUGCCCCAAAGGCUUCAAAACCAACUGGAAUAAAUGRGUGGAUAUUGAUGAAUGCCAAUUAUCUGAUGUCAAUAACUGUGAGCAGUUGUGUAAUAACACAGCUGGAAGUUUUCAUUGCCAAUGCCUUCCUGGUUAUAGCUUAGAUGGAAAUGGCAAAGGCUGUAAUGAUAUCAACGAAUGUCUUCAAAGUGUCUGUGAAAAGGACUGUAUCAAUAUUAAAGGAAGCUUCCUUUGUAUGUGUCCUGAUGGCUACAAACUCAGCGACGAUCGACAGUCCUGUGAAGAUAUCAACGAGUGUACAGUCAAUAAUGGCGAUUGUGAACAAUUAUGUGUCAAUACAAAUGGCAGCCAUCACUGCCAGUGUAAACAUGGAUAUCAAUUGUUGAGAGAUGGCAAGACUUGUAGAGAUCUUGAUGAGUGUAAACUGAACACAGCAUGCUGUAAUCACGAUUGUGUUAAUACUGAGGGAGGUUACAACUGUACGUGUUAUCGAGGAUUCUCUUUGACUGGCAACUGCACUUGUAUUGAUAUCGACGAAUGUGCAAAAGCGAAUGGUGGAUGUGAGCAAAUAUGCACCAAUAAAGCUGGUGGCUAUGGCUGUUCUUGUCGAACUGGAUUUGUAGUUGAUUCGCUUGAUCCAUCGCGUUGUGAGGAUAUCGAUGAAUGCAAAACGGUAAAAAAUUCUAUUGCUGUAUUUUCGAAGCAACGAAAGGAUUGUAAGAAAAUACUUCAUUUGAAUUUACAGGACAAUGGUGGAUGUCAACAUAACUGUACCAAUACCAUCGGUACUUACCAGUGCACUUGUCAUCCAAAGUUUAAACUUCAACCUGACGGAAAAUCUUGCGGACAUUGUCCGACGUGCGACGACUUUGAAUCCCUUCUAGAAACAGUGCAAGUUCUAAAGAAACAGGUAGCUUCAUUGGAGGCAUGGCGGCAAAGCACCAAGAGAGGCUGUAUUGAUGAUAACUUUGGCUUCCAUCCUGAACAAAGCUCAUGGAAYAGUACCAGAUGCGACAUCUGUACUUGCGAGAAAGGGAAAGUGCUCUGUGAGCCUAUAAUGGGAUGUAAUGGCCGAAUACCACACAUUAAUUCUGAAGGCUCGUCGUCGACGGUGAAACCAUCACCAGCAAAGACAGAUAUCCCGUCUUUUAAAAACAAUCGAAGGCUUGAUUAAGAGAUGCACGUAUGUUUAUGAUGUAAUCAUCGAAAUUUUAAUAAUAUAAAUAAUAAUGAUGUCUGAAAUAUGAUGGACAUUUCUAGAAAGAAUUUAAAAAGUCUUCAAGUCGACUUUUGAAAAUUGCAUGACUCCGCGGUUCAAUGUAAUUUUCUUCGUGUAAUGUUUAGUGUAUUGUGUUUAAAUCUAUUAUGUCUGCAGCAAUUAUUUCAAAGCUCAUAUUCCUAAACUAUAUCAAAGUGUAACAUUUAUUCAUAUUUUYUGUUUGCAUGUGUGUAAUUCCAUUGACGUGAGUAUUAAGUUUUUGGUUGAUUGAGGAUUUCUUUCUAAAUCACUACUAUAUCAUGUAAAUGGUCAAUAAAGUUUUAAGGUGAUAU